CUGAGGGAGAGAAGCAAAGCCGCAAACAGAGAAGCUCCAGAAGCUCCAGAAGCAAAGUCUCAAACACAGAAGCUCAAAAAGCUCCAGAAGCAAAGAUCCACAAGCUUGCGCUCUAGAGGCUCCAGAAGCUCCAGAAGCUCCAGAAGCUCCAGAAGCAAGGCCUCAAACACAGAAGCUCCAGAAGCAGAAAUCCAGAAGCUUGUGCUCCAGAGGCUCCAGAAGCUCCAGAAGCAAGGCCUCAUACACAGAAACUCUAGAAGCUACAGAAGCAAAGCUUCAAGCACAGAAGCUCCAGGAACUUGCUUGGAAGUCCUUGACGAGGAGCAGAGAAAAAAGCCUGGAAGAUGGCCCAGUCCAUAAUCGAGAGCCUCUUUGGAGAGGACCCUUUCUUUGAGCCCACUUACCUGCUCUGGCCCAGACGCAGCGUGCCGCUAGCUAGCUUCAGAGAGCACUUCCUGCGCCGCAGAGCCCAGCUGAUGGAGGACUUCCAGGCAGAUAUGCGAGACGGCCUCUUCGGAGAGCUGACCGACAGGCUCCACAGAGAUCUCUUUGAGGCCCUGGAAGGCCUGGGUUCACCCUCCACUUCCAGAAUCAGCGCAAACCAGGCCCAGGACAGAACCCUAGCCUGGACUCUGGACACUCAGGGCUUCUCCCCAGAAGAAAUCACAGUAACCGUGUGUGGACGAAAGCUGGAGGUGAUGGCUGCAAAGAUGAACACGCAAACAGACUCGUCUUCAGACGCAAAGCCAGCUGGAUUUGUCCAAAGCGUGGAUCUGCCUGACCACAUUGACCCCACCGCGCUGAGCUGUACUCAGGCUGAAGACGGCCUCCUGCGCAUCGAAUCCGAAACCAAGCAAGAGCCUCCAGAGGAGAGAACCGUCCCCAUCCGCUUCAGGACGUCUCUGGACUUCCCCCUGACCAGAGACAACACAGAGAAAGCGGAGGACAGCUCGGAGAAAUCCUCCUAAAGCAUGAACUGACUGCCUAACUCACGAUGCACUGCUGCUUUUGUUGAUCCAAUGAGGUUUUACGUUUUGUAGAUGAAUGAUUUUAUUAAUAAAUGUUGAUGCUGAUCAUUUAUCGAUGCAGCUUAAUCAUUUGUUCAGAAUGCAAGCUGUUAUUGAAGCAACACAAACAGCACAGGGUGGACAGGUCAGAGAAAUCCACCCAAAAUCCACCUAAUCCUGCCUUCUAGUGCUGGUUGGAUGGUCUUAAUUCCCAUUUGUGCAGUCAUGAUGUAGUCAAAGUUAUUCAUAUUAGGCCAACUCCAAUAUAAAAUGUGUGCAUAACUAAAUGGAAAAGAUGUAAACAGUCAGAGUGGUAAGUCGUCCAGAGUGGUUUGGUGUGAAAUGGUUUGUUGCUGGGACUCUCAGAGGUUUUUUCACACCUGAAAGUCUGGACCAAGGUCCAAACUAAGGUUUGUGUUUGUGUUAUAUUGUAUAAUUUGAUCUGGUUGGUUUUGGUUUUGCACUGUAAUUUAUGGAGCGCACUAAAGAACUUUGACACCUGCGUCCUGUCGUCAUCACCAACGUGGACUGCAUCUCCCUGUACUGGACACUGAUUGGCUUGUAGAGGAACAUCUGACAUGUGUUUGACAUGUGGUCAGUUCGGUGGGCAGUCUUUUCUAUUUGAAUGGAAAAAAUGUUAACUUUUGUCUUCUUUGUUGGACCAAAUUAUGAUUAAAUAUUUCAUCUCCUCUCCC
Colossoma macropomum (tambaqui) is the source of this 1702-nucleotide messenger RNA. It is a transcript of the gene hspb9, whose product is annotated as heat shock protein, alpha-crystallin-related, 9. Bases 345 to 968 code for a protein of 207 amino acids. NCBI's taxonomy places the organism in Eukaryota, Metazoa, Chordata, Actinopteri, Characiformes, Serrasalmidae. The record is from RefSeq and is a predicted model, not a curated record. Gene Ontology annotation, molecular function: protein folding chaperone. The transcript has a single exon. Gene Ontology annotation, biological process: response to heat; protein refolding.